Messenger RNA from Dunckerocampus dactyliophorus (ringed pipefish), 1259 nucleotides. It is a transcript of the gene mid1ip1l, whose product is annotated as MID1 interacting protein 1, like. The coding region runs from base 249 to 743 and encodes 164 amino acids. The record is from RefSeq and is a predicted model, not a curated record. Gene Ontology annotation, biological process: regulation of lipid biosynthetic process. Gene Ontology annotation, cellular component: cytosol. The transcript is spliced from 2 exons. Lineage: Eukaryota; Metazoa; Chordata; Actinopteri; Syngnathiformes; Syngnathidae.
UGUGUGAUAUAAAAGCCGGAUCCAGGCUGCCUGCCAGGCGAGGAAAUUCUUACUUUCCUUCACGGCGGCGGUGGUUAACGGAUCCCCUAUUUAUUUUAAAACCCACUUGGAUUUAAUCCACCGAAACAUCCGGAAACAUUCCACCAUAUUACCAAGUAAAAUCAGAUCUCAAAGCCUCUCAAGCCUAAACGCCACCCGCCCGCCAGCCAGCCACACUGUAACCCAAGCCAAACCGAAAGCCUUCAGCCAUGAUGCAGAUCAGCAGCGACUCAGCCACCAACAAGCACUCCCUCAUCAACGUCAUGCACCGCUUCAUCGCGGCUGCAAACAACAUGGACGAGACCAUCAUGGUGCCCAGCCUGCUGCGAGACAUGCCCCUGGAGGAGCAGGCAGCCAGCCAGGUAGAGACCAACAACAAUGAGGAAGACCCACCGUGUAACAAGCAGCAGAGGGACAUGUACGAGCAUUACCUCCUCCUCAAGUCCAUCAAGAACGACAUGGAGUGGGGUCUGCUCAAGCGGGAGAUGAGCAGUGGCACCAGCUUCCUGGAGAUGGCGGUGAAGCAGGAAGAGCAGCAGCCUGUCACCAGGGAGUUGCCCCUGGAUGACAAUGUGGACCUGGAGCACCAGUUUCACUUCCACCUUCGAGGACUCUUUGGGGUUUUGUCCAAGCUCACCAUGCAAGCGGACCACCUCACCAAUAGAUACAAGCGAGAAAUUGGAGGGGGAAACUUCAUGAGAUAGAAACCACUAUAUAUACAUAUAUUUUUUUCCCUCCUCUCUAACUCCCCUGGGACUUUAUGGGAUGUCAUGGGAACGACCCCCCCCCUUGUGUUUUCCUAACACUUCAGCCUCCCUGUCCUCCGUAACCAGUGACACCUGCAGCACAGCGCCCUGGCUGAGCAGGACACUUCAGUGCUUGGUUGAGGUUUAACUGUCCAGAUAAAGCACAGCUCUCUGCUUUGUCCAUUGCAAAUUUCACCAUGGGUUUGUUGAGCGUGAAUAAAAGGUUUGACUGUAGGAGAAUUUGAAUGCUGGUUAUUCUGUCCCUCCUUUCUUGUGGUUUAACUUAAAAGGCUGUUUUAAUGCUGAGCUUAAAGGGCUCUCUUGACGUACCAUUACUGUUAACAUGGCGUGCCUUGACUCAUUUUCCUGUUCAUUUGCAUCCCAUUGUCUAACUGCUUCAUCAAGGUCUUAGGGCUCAUUUUGUUUGUCCUAAAAUGUUAAUUUUAUAUUGUGCAAAUAAAUGAAGAAACUCUA